AUGGUAUUCCAUCUGUUCGGGCUGCGGGCCUUGGAGGUCUGGUUGUACGGUCGACUCAUCCGAAGCCCCCUCUUCCAUCAAAUGGUCGGUCGCGUUCAUCAACGCGUGGAGCAGAUUCGUCACGGUAUACCUCCGGAGCCAUCACGGACAACCCUCGAGGAAAAAGGAUCCCUCGAUAAGUUCGUUCGAUAUUUUAAGGAGGAAAUUCAAGAUCAGAUGAAGGGAAAGCCGCCUAACAAGUUGUAA
This is a messenger RNA of Penicillium cataractarum, 246 nucleotides long. RefSeq lists its product as uncharacterized. NCBI's taxonomy places the organism in Eukaryota, Fungi, Ascomycota, Eurotiomycetes, Eurotiales, Aspergillaceae. The coding region runs from base 1 to 246 and encodes 81 amino acids. The transcript has 4 exons. The record is from RefSeq and is a predicted model, not a curated record.